Messenger RNA from Aspergillus puulaauensis, 474 nucleotides. RefSeq lists its product as uncharacterized. Bases 1 to 474 code for a protein of 157 amino acids. The record is from RefSeq and is a predicted model, not a curated record. NCBI's taxonomy places the organism in Eukaryota, Fungi, Ascomycota, Eurotiomycetes, Eurotiales, Aspergillaceae. The transcript has a single exon.
AUGUUCCAGCAGAGCUUCAGCGUAAUAUGGCAAAAGCCUUGGCGGGAACGGUCGACGUGGGAUAACCUAAUAUCCGAUAUUGCUGUUGUCAUUUCAGGGGAUGAGUCAAUCGAAGCGAAGAGGACGGAUCCACAGCCAGGAAGUGAACAGUUGAAGCAGAUAUCUGGUUCCGCAGAGGGCAAGACCGAAGUCCGAAGUCCGAAGUCCGGAAUCUGCUGGAGAAAUAAAAUGGCCCAUCCAGUGGGUCCAGCCAGAGAACCAGAAUUGCCCGGGGGAAUGUUUGUGCCUGACAUCCAAUUUGCCUUCUUCCAAGAACCCGAAAAGACAAAGAGAGACGAACAGACUGGAGCUACAGCAGAAAGCGGUUUCUAUGAUAUUCCAUACCCUGAAAGGCACAUCUAUACGGGAAACAUAACUUCUUCUGACCCUCUCUGCACCCAACUACACCUGGAGCCGCAGACCUGCAAAGACUGA